AAAUCUCCAAUUUAUUCAACUGGAGGUUUUGACAAAAUGAAUAAAAAGUUAACAAGACUUACUACUUGUUGUUGCUGCUAUUUCAAGCAAACGGAGCGCAGAGAGCAUUACUGUACGGGACUGCGCAGCUCGUCUUCUGCUCAUUUUGCGGCUGGAUGUGGAACAAGAUGAUUAAGUUUUUAUUGACGCUUCUUUUCUGUCUCCUUUCAUCAGCUGAGAAACAUUUUCUGAAGAUUUACUACUCUGGAUCUUCGGGACUCCCACACUUCUCUCAGUUUGAGGUUGUUGCGGAGGUUGACGGAUCUCUGGUCGCUUAUUGCAACCGGACAGAUUUUAGAAUAACACAAGACUGGGUGAAGAAAAUUUUUGAUGAUGAUGUGGAACUGUUCACCUUUUUCAAGAUGAAGUGUUAUCAAACUCUACCGAACGUACUUCAGGCCAGGAUUUCUGAUUUGAAACAAAGAUUCAAACAGCCUGAAGGUGUCCAUGUAUUCCAGUGGAUUGAUUCCUGUGGCUGGGAUACAGAGACUGAAGAGCUCUUCAGUGUUUUGCAGUAUGGUUAUAAUGGAGAAGACUUCAUUGCUCUGGACGUGGAGAAGCUGUCAUGGAUUGCUCUAAAACAAGAAGCCAUCCCCACCAAACUGGCCUGGGACUCUGACAGAGCUAGAUUUGACAUUAAUAAGAUAUUCAUCUCUCAGUUGUGCCCUGGUUGGCUGAAGAGAUCUUUGGACUAUGGGAGAAACUUUCUGAUGAGAACAGAGCUUCCCUCUCUGUCUGUUCUGCAGACGUCUCCCUCUGCUCCAGUCUCCUGCCACGCUACAGGUUUCUAUCCUGACAAAGCCAGGCUGUUCUGGAGGAAAGAUGGAGAGGAGAUUCAUCAGUUCAUGAACCAUGAGGAGAUCCUUCCCAACAACGAUGGGACCUUCCAGAUGAGUGCAGACCUGCAUGUUUCCUCAGUCGUUGUUGCAGACUGGUGGAGAUAUGACUGUGUUUUCCAGUUCCUUGAUGCUGAAGACAAAAUCAUCCUCAGACUGGAUGAAGCAGCGAUUAAAACCAACAAGAUGAAUCCCAGUAACGUUGCCUUCUUCACCACCGUCGUUGGAAUAUUUAUUUGUGCUUUGAUUGCCAUGAUUGUCGCAUAUCUUUAUCGCAAAAGGAUAAAAGCUCUUGAAAGAGACUCUGAUAUCUCUGAGAAGCAGAACCUAAAGAACUGAACCUACAACUCAAGAAGUGGAUUUACGUUUUUUAAAUUAUUUUCUUUCUUGGCUUUCUUUUGUAGCUUACAUUAAUUGUAAAUAGCUGAGCAAAGACCAGAGACUGGGAUCCACUAAAUUUUACAAUCCUAAUUAUAAUUUACUAAGUCUGAGAAGCCAAGUUCUCAUCUUUUGAUGUAGAAAUAUUUCUGAAUAUCAGUACAAGUUUUGAUUUUACUCAGGGAGUUUAUUUCCAUUUUUGGAGGACGCUUUAAUGCACUUGUUAAUAAUUGUACUACUGUUGCUUAAACUUAUAUUUCAGUUUAUAAAAUUGUUAAUUUGUGAGGCUACAAAUAGUUUGUAUUGUAGUGUUAUACUUCUUCCGUUUUAUAGCUAACACUUACUGUAAACUUUAAUCCUGUUGGGGAAAAAAAUAAACAUUUAAAAAAUGUUUGUUCUGAAGACUUAGAAUUUUUAUAAUAUAUUCUCUUUUUAUUGCAAUGAGAAUGUAUGUUUAUUUAUGCUUUGUUAUGCUCCCAUCUCCCCAAACUGGUCUUCUUUGUGUUUAAAUUCACAACAAAACAUCCCUAACAAAAUAUAUAUUUUUAAAAAACUUGGAUGCUGUAGAGUUAAAUUAUUUUGUCUCUAGGAAAAGAGGGAGCAGUUCUUCAACAGAGAUACAAAAAUAGUUCCACAAAAGAUAGUAUUGUUACUUAAAACAAGAGCAAAAACUUAUGUUACACCAAAGCAUAAUUUGUAUUUAGUCUAAGUUAUGUUCAUGGCCAGACAAUAUAAAUGCCUCUGGAUUUCUUUUGAAGACCAAAAAUAGACACAUGACAACCUGAUCAGCCAGACUGGGAGCAGCUAAAAUGACUCACAGCCAGAUAGAAAUGUAAAAACAAAAUUCCAGCUGCAUUCCAGGAACUGAUAGAACAUCUGAUUACUCCUCACACCUCACCAGUAAUGUGGGAACUGACUUAAAAAAACUUUUCCAAAUCCAAAGAUUGUGCCUGUUACUCUUUUGUUUUAGUUUGUAUUACAUGUUCUUCCGCUAGGUGGCACUGUUAUGCUAGGAGUAUAUGUUUUUGCGUUUGUACUCUUCUUCAGUUGGAGUCGUCUGUUCGUGUGUCGAACUUGGGUGCAAAUAAAUGGGAAUAAAUGGGUGCAAAGAAACAAGUCAUUUUUUACUGACUAACAGUUUCUUAGCUUACCCACAAAUCUAUAUUGUGUUUUUCUAAAGAAAGUUAUUUUAAACUGUAAAUUCACCUCCAUGUAAAGAGUUUCAACCACUCAGAAACAAAACCGUCAUUGGAUCAAAACCAGAUUUCACUUAUGAAGUGAAAUCUGGUUUCACUUCACAUGUUCAUCCCUACCUGAUGUAAUUACAUAUGUAUUCAAGUAUUUCACAGUAUCUCACAUGAAGAAAUUAUGGUUUGCUGAUCGUGUGUCUGGAUUAAACUUCUUAGUGAGUUCAAGCUACACAGGAGCUAAAAGAUGAUAAAUAGUAACAAUACGGCUAAAUCAGUGAAAGGAUUGAUGCACUUCACAAAACGCUCCUUUGUUCUUCUGUUUCUUUAUCAGAUCCUCUGUUCUCUGUCACCAG
Messenger RNA from Gambusia affinis (western mosquitofish), 2796 nucleotides. RefSeq names its product major histocompatibility complex class I-related gene protein-like. The record is from RefSeq and is a predicted model, not a curated record. Bases 156 to 1214 code for a protein of 352 amino acids. Gene Ontology annotation, cellular component: external side of plasma membrane. Lineage: Eukaryota; Metazoa; Chordata; Actinopteri; Cyprinodontiformes; Poeciliidae. The transcript has 7 exons. Gene Ontology annotation, biological process: immune response.